Oncorhynchus gorbuscha (pink salmon) is the source of this 1736-nucleotide messenger RNA. RefSeq lists its product as uncharacterized. Lineage: Eukaryota; Metazoa; Chordata; Actinopteri; Salmoniformes; Salmonidae. The transcript has 6 exons. The record is from RefSeq and is a predicted model, not a curated record. The coding region runs from base 62 to 916 and encodes 284 amino acids.
CGCUAUAAGUAAGACGCUAUGUCAGAGACGAACAGGGUCCAUUUUAAAAGUCCUGUUGAAGAUGAUACGCGUAGAACGUUUAGUUCUCUCUCUCCUAACAGUCUUAUCAGUGGUGAUGGGAGAUACCAUUGGCUACCUGGGAGAGUCUGUCACCUUAUCCUCUGGAGCCAAUCCAUCCUGGCACAUCACCAAGAUAACGUGGUCCAUAUACAACAACGACACCUGGAUCGCAACAUUCAGGAGCAGAAAUAGCAACACAGAAUGGUUCGGGAAGUUUAAGAGUCGACUGAGUCUCAACACCUCGUCUGGUGACUUGGAGAUCAGAGAUGUUCAGAGAGGGGAUGAACUGGUUUACUCUGUUCUCCUCACACACAGUCAGGGGGAGCAGCAGAUCAGUAAGGUACCGCUCACUGUGACAGAGCGUCUCGUUGAGCCUAGUGUUCAAAAGGUCUUCAGCGUUCUGAAGGACGGACACUGUGUGAUGGCUCUUCAGUGCUCCUCUUCGGUGAAGGACACCAGAUUUUCUUGGGAGCCAGAAGCUUCGUUUGACGGCUCCUUCUGGAGGGGGGGUCCCAAUGCCAACGUCUCUGUUGUCUGGGCGUCUUACAGCCCCAACAGAAAUGUCAUCUUCAUCUGUACUGCCAGCAACGGGCUCACUAACGCCUCUAAGGUUGUGAGGGAGAUAUGCCAAGAUGAACAGUCAAAGCCUGACGUGGUGGUGGAGGGGGAGAACCGCGUCCCCGGGAUCAUAAAAUUGCUCUUAGGAUUUCUGUUCGGAUGUCUUUUAACAUAUAUUUUCAGAGAGUCCCUCACAUGCCUAUCAAUCAGGUUCAACAAGAGUCGAAGCAUCAACAAGUUGUGUCCUACACUUUCGGGAGUUGAAAAAAACUCCAGCCUACCUAUAGAGAGGAGUUGAACAUCGUAGCCGUCAAACCAAAACUCCAGCCUACCUAUAGAGAGGAGUUGAACAUCGUAGCCGUCAAACCAAAACUCCAGCCUACCUAUAGAGAGGAGCUGAACAUCGGAGCUGUCAAAACAAAACUCCAGCCAACCUAUAGAGAGGAGUUGAACAUCGUAGCCGUCAAACCAAAACUCCAGCCUACCUAUAGAGAGGAGUUGAACAUCGUAGCCGUCAAACCAAAACUCCAGCCUACCUAUAGAGAGGAGCUGAACAUCGGAGCUGUCAAACCAAAACUCCAGCCAACCUAUAGAGAGGAGUUGAACAUCGUAGCCGACAAACCACAACUCCAGCCUACCUAUAGAGAGGAGCUGAACAUAGGAGCUGUCAAACCAAAACUCCAGCCUACCUAUAGAGAGGAGCUGAACAUAGGAGCUGUCAAACCAAAACUCCAGCCAACCUAUAGAGAGGAGCUGAACAUAGGAGCUGUCAAACCAAAACUCCAGCCAACCUAUAGAGAGGAGCUGAACAUCGGAGCUGUCAAACCAAAACUCCAGCCAACCUAUAGAGAGGAGCUGAACAUAGGAGCUGUCAAACCAAAACUCCAGCCAACCUAUAGAGAGGAGCUGAACAUAGGAGCUGUCAAACCAAAACUCCAGCCAACCUAUAGAGAGGAGCUGAACAUAGGAGCUGUCAAACCAAAACUCCAGCCUCUGUCACAUGAUCUCAGUAUAUGCAACUUUUCAGGAAAGUUAGGAACCAAUAUGCACAGGCAGGAAAGCAAAGGCUAGCUUUUUCAGACUUUUUUUUGCAUCCUGUAGCAUAAACUCCAAAAUGU